Messenger RNA from Psylliodes chrysocephalus, 1215 nucleotides. The record is from the annotation of a GenBank genome assembly. Lineage: Eukaryota; Metazoa; Arthropoda; Insecta; Coleoptera; Chrysomelidae.
AUGACUAUCUUGUAUCAGACUAAGAUGUGCAAUUCAGAUCGAGAUGAGAUUGAUAGGAUACCAUCCAAGGAUAGAGCCACAAAUUGGGAUGUAGCAGGAUUUAUUUUCUCCAUCAUCAGUCAUUUACUUGAUAUACUUUUCGACUGUAACGUAGCCUAUAGAUACUAUGCUUAUAACGAUUUAGCAUACUUUUUUGCUACUUUGUCUUUCAUCAUCAUACCAGCCAUAAUAAAUACAAUAUUUAGUGUACGUAUGUAUGUUCUGGAUCGCGAAAAUGUUAACAGGGGAACGAAUCUUACCAAAAAAUUUACCAAAAAGGGAAUGUGUAUAAUAGUAGUGUUAUUGUUUCAAUUGGCUCCAAUUUUACGAUAUUUUGAUGCCUUAAAAUAUGCCUUAAAGUCAAAAAAGGCUGAGAAAAAUAAAGAUAUCGAGAAUCAAAGGAAAUACUAUGAAUUAAUGGUUAAAGAAGAUUCAGAUGUGGCAUUGUUAAGAGUAUUGGAAUGUUUUUUGGAAGCUGCUCCACAGCUGAUCCUCCAGUUGGCGAUUAUCUUUCAUAGUCAUGGUAAAGAAAUGGAAGAAAACACUUUUACACUCGUUCACCAACUUUUAUCCAUUGGUAGUUCAUUUGUCAGUAUGGCUUGGGCGAUGGCGUCUUACCAGAGACUUUUGAGAGUCGCUUUGAAAACUAAAAACAAUAUCUCUUGGCCUGGAACUAUUGUCCAGUUUAUGUGGCACUUUUUAGUUACCGUUUCCAGAAUUCUGUGCAUCAGCGUCAUAGCUUCCAUUUACCCCACAGAGACUAUAUUGAUAAUUAUUGGUCAUUGGUUUGUGAUGACUCUGUGGUUGGCAUGUACCAGCGCCAAAAAUAACUUCUGUGAUCAUAAUUCUCUGUACGACUUCCUUUUUUACUGUAUCCUAGGUGCGGUUUACAUAUUUACGCAUGUUGUAUUGGUUGAGGGCCCAACAUGUUGCAAGUACUUAAUCUUCUAUUGCGUAUUAUUCGCCGAGAAUACCAUCGCAAACGUUGUAUGGAUAGUAACAGCAGACGAAGAAUUGCGAGACAAAGUUUACUACUUGCCUAUUAUAUUAUUAAACGUUAUACCUUUCAUAUUCGGUAUCCUAUUUAUGUUGCUCUACUACAAAGUUUUUCAUCCUAGCCUGAGCGCGGGGUACAGCAGGCAGCAAAGUCAACUCGCGGUGGGGGUCGAGAGCUAG